Messenger RNA from Microplitis mediator, 2179 nucleotides. RefSeq names its product probable serine/threonine-protein kinase DDB_G0278509. The transcript is spliced from 4 exons. Lineage: Eukaryota; Metazoa; Arthropoda; Insecta; Hymenoptera; Braconidae. Gene Ontology annotation, molecular function: protein binding. The record is from RefSeq and is a predicted model, not a curated record. The coding region runs from base 8 to 1639 and encodes 543 amino acids.
UUUGACAAUGGACGUUAAUAAUUUAUUGACAAACUACUACGGUAUUAAUGACCAAUUAAUCAAUAAUAAUAAUAAUAAUAAUAAUAAUAAAUUAACAAGUUAUUUAGGAAAUAAUAAUGAAGAAUCUCAACCAUCAGUUUCUUCGGAACCUUCAACAAAUAACGAAAAUUUAGAUAAUUUAAAUACGCAGAGCAAUUUAUUAACCAGCGAUGAAAGUGAGAAAAAAAAGCCCGUUAAAGACCGAGUGAUCAUCACCGACGAAGAAAUUGACAGAGAAAUCGAUUUUGAAUUUGAAAAAAUUUAUAUUAGCAGCAUUAAUGACUUUAAUGACAAAGAAAAAGAAAUUAAUGUGGUAAUUAACGAUGAGGAAGGAGUUAAAUCAUUUAAUACGAUUAAUUUGGGUGAGGAUCGGCUGGAUACUUACUCGGAAAUUUCAUCGACAGUGAGAAUUCAAAAUGGCGGACAGAGGCGGGGUUUUUUAAAUGGCGGUUUGAGUGAGAAGAGAGGGGGAAGGCCAGUGAGAAGUAUUGAAAGGGUGCAGAGAUCAAGACUUGACGCGGGAGUACUGAGAAAAAUACCAAUUUUUAAUAAUAAUUUUUGUGACCUUUCUAAUAAUGAUUUGAAUGAGUUUCCAGUUGAUUUAAUUGACAGGAUUCAAAAUAUUAAGAUGCUGUACCUUGGGAAUAAUUAUUUAGAAAAAUUACCAGAUGAAUUGUUUACCAAACUCAAGUGCCUAGAAUGGCUGGACCUCAGGAAUAAUAAAUUAAAGUCUUUACCGAGAAGUAUCAAGAACCAUCGGUCGCUGGAAACGAUCUUGCUCCAGGGAAACGAAAUUGAAAGACUGCCGGAGGAAUUGUGCACUCUGGAGAAUUUGAAGCUCGUAAAUAUUGGGGAUAAUCAGUGUGUGUUCCCGCCGGAAGAGGUCUGGAGGAAGGGGUUCGCGGAGGUCAAAGAGUUUCUGAGGAAAGAGUGGAACAAAAAUCAUCCUGAUGAAAUUAUGCAAGCCAGGGAUAAAAAAAUCUUGCCGGUACUGUCCCAAGAUAUGCCGACAAAGAAACAGGACAUGACAAAAAAAAUUUGUUUAAAAAAUUCGCGUCUGCGCGCGAUUAAUUACAAGCCUUCAAACAGGUACGAGUCUGGCAAACUUAAAUUACUAUGCAGUAAUUGCGUUAAGUCAUUGAGAAGCAAAAAUCACUCGAGCGUCGUCAGUGACCUCAAUGACUCUGGGUAUCAUCUAAAAGUUCAACUAACGCAGAACAAAAACAAAAAUAAAAAUAAAAGUAAAUCUGAAUUUUUGGACAAUUACGAGGACACUUAUCUCAGUGUCAAUAAUUUAGGACACAACAAAAAAGAUGCCGCGGUUUUUACUAAUUUAGAUGAUGAACUAAAGGGUGAAAGCAUUAGAGGGAACAAAGUAACGAGGGUUGAAAAAAUAAGUCUCGCUGAGGAAAUUAAAAGAAUCGAAGACAUUCAGGUUAAAGAACGGGUUUAUAAUGUCAUUACUAAUGACCGCGUGGUGACUAAAUUAAGACCCAUGAGACUAAAUGACCCCAAUUGGAUACUGGGUUUUGUUAAAAAUUACUUGGGAAUAGACAAACAAUAUUUAGGGUCUUAUCCUACGCGUUCACAAAAAUUUUGAUUCGAUUAUCGGCCAUGAAAACUUUGAGCUCGAAUUCUGAUUAAACUAUCAGAGAUACGAUGAUUAAUGAUGAGAACAAUUUUGUAGGAAAUUCAAUUGUCUACAAAAAAGGUCCUUAUGAAUUUUCACCUAGGUCUGAUAGUUUAGCAGUAAUUGCUAGUUAAUCAAACAAAAAUUUCAUAAUGAUCAAAAACUGGUUUUUAUAUAUAUAGAACUUAAAAUUGGAAUUCUGAUUGAAUUAUCAGAGAUACGAUGAUUAAUGAUAGAGAUAAUUUUGUAGGAAAUUUAAUUGUCUACAAAAAAGGUCCCCAUAAAUUUUCACCUAGGUCUGAUAGUUCAGAAGUAAUUGCUAGUUAAUCAAAAAUAAAUUUCAUAAUGAUCAAAAAUUGGUUUUUAUAUAUAUAGAACUUAAAAUUGGAAUUCUGAUUAAACUAUCAGAGAUACGAUGAUUAAUGAUAGAGAUAAUUUUGUAGGAAAUUUAAUUGUCUACAAAAAAGGACCUCAUAAAUUUUCACGUAGGACUAAUAGUUCAGAAGAUAU